Molecule: messenger RNA, 845 nt
Organism: Scomber japonicus (chub mackerel)
Lineage: Eukaryota; Metazoa; Chordata; Actinopteri; Scombriformes; Scombridae
Product: schwannomin-interacting protein 1
Exons: 6
Coding region: 9-845 (278 amino acids)
Biological process (GO): positive regulation of hippo signaling
Cellular component (GO): plasma membrane; cell junction
Source: RefSeq, a predicted model, not a curated record
AGAUAGAGAUGGAGGGAGAGAAGGAGAGGCAGAGGGAGCAGGGGGAGGAGAAGGAGAGCAAUGAGGCAGAGGACGAGACGAGGAGCGAUGAGGAUGCUGACAAUGAGGAAGAGGAGGAUGAAGAUUCUGAAGGUGCAGCGCUGGUCUGGCAGGAAGGCUACGGCGAGGAUAAUCUCGGCCUUCCCAUCAUGCACUGGGAGGCGCUGAGCUUGCGCAUCGCUGAGCUGGAGAAACAGGAAGAGGAAAAGAAGGAGAAGAGAGCAAAGAGUGGAGCUUCUCUGGAGCGAGGCAGAGCUCCAGUGAGCUGGAUGGAUGAGAGAGGGAGGAGAGCAGAGAGCUGGGAUGAUGGAGAUGAUGCCUGCAACAGCCAUGUGCUGGCACUUACCUCCCGACUGCAGACACAGAUGAAUCUUCAGCUCUGCUUCAUCAACAACAGUGAAAGUGAGGAAGAGGAGGAGAAGGAGGGAGACAUCAGCAAGAAGGAAAGCAACAACACACGGAGAGGAACUGUUCAGGUUCAUAAGAAUCCUCAGCCUCCUGCCAAGCCAGAGAAGCCAAAAUCCAGAGGCUUCAGGAACACUCUGAGAAACCUGCGAGACAGGCUGAGAACUGACCAUAAACCACUGGCUCCAGCUCGCUCUGCUCCUGCAGUCCAGAGGAAACAUUUGGAGCACAGUGAUUUACAAAGCUUCAGUAUCAAGGAGCUAAAUGCUCUUUGUAUCUCCCUCAGCCAAACCAUACAAGACCUAAGCUCAGAGUUGGUGGGCCGCCUCCAGGUCCGAGACCAGCUGAGGACAGAGCAGGACGCCAUGCUGCUGGAGGUCCAGGAUCUGACAUCACUGUGA